This is a messenger RNA of Mesocricetus auratus (golden hamster), 2649 nucleotides long. RefSeq names its product DET1 partner of COP1 E3 ubiquitin ligase (gene Det1). Bases 552 to 2249 code for a protein of 565 amino acids. Gene Ontology annotation, cellular component: cullin-RING ubiquitin ligase complex; nucleus. Lineage: Eukaryota; Metazoa; Chordata; Mammalia; Rodentia; Cricetidae. Gene Ontology annotation, biological process: protein ubiquitination; positive regulation of proteasomal ubiquitin-dependent protein catabolic process. The record is from RefSeq and is a predicted model, not a curated record. The transcript is spliced from 5 exons. Gene Ontology annotation, molecular function: ubiquitin protein ligase binding; ubiquitin-like ligase-substrate adaptor activity.
UUCUUUCCGGGGGCGCCCCUUGGGCAUGUGUGUCUGCCUCUUGGCAUCCUUUUCUUGUUUUGGAAGCAGUCGCCAAGUGAGGAGACAUGUGCACUUGCUCUAACGAGGAAACAAACAAACAAACAAACCAUCUCUUUGCUUUUACACAUUUAGUGACCCGAUUUAGCCAGGCUUUCUUUUCGUUUCAGAACGUACCAAAGCGUCCACCAUGUGCUAGCCCUAAAGCUAGAUAAAGAAUAUAUCGUGGUGACCGAAGUAAACCUGGUUACUUCCAGUAGAAAGAGUAUAGUUCAGCGAGGAAAAUUAAACAUUAAACACAAUCAUGCAAUCGAACAUGUAAAUAAAAGUUGUGCUGAAUACUAGAGAAAGAACAAGAAAAAGAUGAAUCCUAAUUUAGGGAGGAUGGGGAAAAAAAAAAACUUCCCAAAAAUUAACACCAAAGUUGCAAUAGGACAAGUUAAGGCAAGGACCAGGGAGAAUGCAUUUCUGAAAAGGAAAGUACCCCUGUGUUUUCCCACGAUGGUCGAGAAUAUGGCUUGAGAGAUGUUAUAAUGGAUCAGCAUGUUUCCACCAUUAAACCCCGAAGAAUCCAAAAUCAGAAUGUCAUUCACCGCUUAGAACGCCGGCGCAUCAGUUCAGGCAAGGCGGGAACCCACUGGCAUCAGGUCAGAGUGUUCCACCAGAACGUCUUCCCGAACUUCACGGUCGUCAACGUUGAAAAGCCUCCUUGCUUCCUGCGUAAAUUCUCACCCGAUGGGCGCUACUUUAUUGCUUUUUCUUCCGACCAGACAUCUCUUGAAAUCUAUGAGUACCAGGGCUGUCAGGCAGCAGAGGACCUCUUGCAGGGAUACGAAGGGGAGAUCUUGUCCAAUGGCAACGACCAGCGGUCAGUCAGUAUCCGAGGCCGGCUCUUUGAGCGCUUUUUUGUCCUGUUGCACAUUACCAGUGUGGCGGCCAACGGCGAGCACUUGAACCGGGAGUGUAGCCUCUUCACCGAUGACUGCCGGUGUGUCAUCGUGGGUUCCGCUGCCUACCUCCCAGAUGAACCUCACCCUCCUUUCUAUGAGGUCUAUCGGAACAGUGAGUCAGUGACCCCCAAUCCACGGUCCCCUCUAGAGGACUAUUCCCUCCACAUCAUUGACCUUCACACUGGCCGUUUGUGUGACACACGCACAUUCAAGUGUGACAAAGUGGUCUUGUCCCACAACCAAGGCCUGUACCUGUACAAAAACAUCCUGGCCAUAUUGUCUGUGCAGCAGCAGACCAUUCAUGUCUUCCAGGUGACCCCGGAAGGCACUUUCAUUGACGUUCGGACCAUUGGCCGCUUCUGCUAUGAGGAUGACCUGCUCACUGUGUCUGCUGUUUUCCCUGAGGUGCAGCGGGACAGCCAGACAGGCAUGGCCAAUCCCUUUAGGGACCCUUUCAUCAACUCCCUGAAGCACCGGCUGCUGGUUUAUCUCUGGCGCAGGGCAGAACAGGACGGCAGCGCGAUGGCCAAGAGGCGCUUCUUCCAGUACUUUGACCAGCUGCGGCAGCUGCGCAUGUGGAAGAUGCAGCUUCUGGAUGAAAACCACCUGUUCAUCAAAUACACCAGUGAGGAUGUAGUGACACUGCGGGUCACAGACCCAUCUCAGGCGUCCUUCUUUGUGGUCUACAACAUGGUGACAACAGAGGUGAUCGCUGUGUUUGAGAACACAUCAGAUGAACUUCUGGAGCUCUUUGAGAACUUCUGUGACCUCUUCCGCAAUGCCACCCUGCACAGUGAAGUCCAGUUUCCUUGCUCGGCUUCUAGCAACAACUUUGCACGGCAGAUCCAGCGCCGGUUCAAAGACACGAUUAUAAAUGCCAAGUAUGGAGGGCACACAGAGGCUGUGCGCCGGCUGCUGGGCCAGCUCCCCAUCAGUGCCCAGUCAUACAGUGGGAGCCCCUACCUGGAUUUGUCUCUCUUCAGCUACGAUGACAAGUGGGUGUCAGUCAUGGAGCGACCCAAGACUUGUGGAGAUCACCCAAUCAGGUUCUAUGCCCGGGACUCUGGCUUGCUGAAGUUUGAGAUCCAGGCAGGCUUGCUGGGCCGCCCUAUCAACCACACAGUGCGACGUCUCGUCGCCUUCACCUUCCACCCCUUUGAGCCCUUUGCAAUCUCUGUGCAGAGGACUAACGCAGAGUAUGUCGUCAACUUCCACAUGCGACACUGCUGCACCUCCGUGCCUCACCACGGCCGCGCCGCCCAGGAUUUUGCCCCUGCUUGACUCAGUGGACUCCAGAGCAGAAGCUGCUGGCUGCCCAGCUUUGGGGAUUCCACACUGGAACCCCUCCUCCACCUCAGACAGAGCCUGGGAGGAGUGGAGGAUGGGGUGCCACCGAGUGGGACUUGGUUUUCAGGUUACCCAGCCUAUCGUUCUCACAGUUUUCUCGAGUUUCCCUGUGGGGACACCCAGCAUUAAGUCCAUUCUAUUUUGUUUACUUAGCAUUUUAUGGCUGUGAAGACAGAAGCAUUACACCUUUCCCCCUGGAUGCCAUGCUUUGGCAUUAUGGUCUGAAACCUGCAGCAGGUAAAUCAUGUUUACUCCUGAAAAUUAUGUACUCCUUCCCAUUUCUCAAAUGGGCAGGGCUUUUUAUAGGAGAAAAUAAAGCCUUGGUAUUUUCUUA